AUGAGCGACACUCCACCCGAAAUUCUUCAAGAAAUUUUUCAGAGGCUUGUCGAGAGAACCGACGACCUUUACUCUUUGUUAUUUGUAAAUCGUCAUUGGUGUGCAAAUGCUAUUGUGGCGUUAUGGCGAAGUCCAUUCUAUUAUGCUAAAUCACAAAGAAAGGUAAUUGAUACCUAUCUUUUGUGCUUGCCAAAGAAAUCACUACGAAGACUUGGCUUGGAGCAUGUUAUAAGAGAUCAAAAUCCGCUGUUUAAUUAUCCGGCGUAUUUGAAGUCAUUUUCGAUUAAGGAUAUUUUUUGCGCAGUUGAAGAUUGGUAUGUGUCUGCAUAUUCGAAGAUUUGGCGAAGAUCAGAUAAUAUACAAAGUAAUCUUCAAAUUGAGGAUCUUUGGCUUCAUGAAUAUCAAAUAGUCACAGAAAUAUGCAAUCUUAUAGCAAACAAAUCCAUUGCACUUGAAUCUUUUUCAAUUGACAUUUUAGAUUUGGAAAUAGCAGAAAUAUUAUCAGGAUAUGAUAUCGAGUUUUGGAAGGAGAUUGAAGCACGUCAUCAAAUUACUUUCAACUUAACUUUAUCCAAUGAAAUCACUUAUCCAUGCGAAUUUGAUAUCGAAAAUAUGGAGAUAAUACAAGACGUAAUCACGUCAUUAUUAAAGAAUGCUACACAUUUAUUGAAAAAAAUCCGAAGAUUCGAGUGUGGAGGAAGUUUAUUAUUUGAAGCACCGGAAUUGCUGAAAAUGAUUUCAAGCAUUGCUACAAAUAUCGAAACCUUUAUUGUAAGUGCUCCGGAAGAAAACGAACAUUUAGAACUGGCGGAAGAGGAUAUUAUUAGGUUCAUUCAAACGCAAAAUCGCCUGCGCAAAAUUAAAUUUCGUGAAUGGUGUUUUGAAACUUGUGAUGUGGCAGAGUGUUUAUCGGUGCGACAUGCAACACUAAGAGAAUUAGAGUUUCACGGGUGUACAUUUUUUAGAAAUGACGCGCUAAAAGGGUUACAUUUGUGCACUGGUCUAGAAAGUUUAAAAUUCAUUGAUGUUGCUGGUGUGACAUCAAAUGUACUGGACACAAUAUCAAACACCAUAUUUCCAAAUCUGAAACACUUGACAUUCAGUCAACAUUACACAUGCAUUGACGAGGAUGAAGAAUACCCUUCAGUACAACUCAUAAGUAUUAUAGCAAACAAUUCCAAAUUUUUACAUUCACUUUGUCUAACGCAAAUACAAUUCGAGUGGUACACCGGGGUACUACCAACACUCACACAAUGCAAAAAUCUACGAAAAUUACAACUCCAAAUUGAGAAAUAUGAAGAGUUUCUUGUGUUCUAUGAAGUGUUGAACGCAUGUAAGAAUUUACGCAGUCUCGAAAUACUCGGAGAAGUCUCACCUAGAGAACAACAACAGUGGCCUCUUACGAACGGCAAUGAAGUGUUUGUAGAAAUGGCACAGCAUAUUCCAUCCAGUUUGGAAUAUUUACUCAUUUCUUUGAGUUUUCUUUAUUCACCAACGGAAUUUGCAACGUUUUUGGAAUAUUUAAAGCAUAUGCCGCGACGUAUUAUUCUUGAGGUGAAAAUGUUCGAGUAUUGGUUUCUUCAGACGAUGUUGAAGUAUGCGAAUAAUGCUGGCCGAAAAGUAAUUGAUAGUCGGAUUGAGGAGAGUCCUAGAUCGUCAAAACUCAAAAGGGUUUCUAUAAAACUAGAUAAAAGAAAUGCUUAA
Messenger RNA from Ambispora leptoticha, 1704 nucleotides. Lineage: Eukaryota; Fungi; Glomeromycota; Glomeromycetes; Archaeosporales; Ambisporaceae. The record is from the annotation of a GenBank genome assembly.